CGUUGCCAGCUCGGCCGCCAUUUUCCCUCGGCCGUCGGAGGAUGGAGCCCGGCGGGGGCCGUCGCGAGAGGCUGCCGCCGGCCCUGCCGCCCUCGCAGGCGCCGCCGCCCAAGGCCAAGGAGGCCUCCGCCAGCGGCAGCAGCCACAACAGCCGCCUGGAGAAGGCGAAGCAGCGCGCGGCGCAGCAGGAGCUCAAGCAGCGGCAGCGCGCAGAGAUCUAUGCCCUGAACCGGGUGAUGACGGAACUGGAGCAAGAGCAGUUCGACGCCUUUUGCAAGCAGAUGCAGGCUUCGGGUGAAUAAGCACAUGAGCCCAGUGCCAAAUGGCCAGUAGCGAAUUUCUGCCCGGGGGGCUCCCUCCACUCUGGACCAGCCCUCCUCCCACACUGGCCCUGCCAGCAGUCUAACAAGACUGGAGACUCUAAGAAGGGAAGAACACACAAGCCGCCUCCAUUUCCCCCCUUCCAGUCAGCCGUUCCACUGGCCUGCUCUUGUUCUAACUCUUCCUUGUUGAUGAACCCUGGUUUCUAACUCUAUUUAUUGCCUUGCUUUGAAAAAUAUUUUUAAUAAAGCUUGCCUGCCUAUUUA
This is a messenger RNA of Varanus komodoensis (Komodo dragon), 587 nucleotides long. RefSeq names its product small vasohibin binding protein (gene SVBP). Gene Ontology annotation, biological process: protein secretion; negative regulation of protein ubiquitination. The record is from RefSeq and is a predicted model, not a curated record. Lineage: Eukaryota; Metazoa; Chordata; Lepidosauria; Squamata; Varanidae. The transcript has 2 exons. The coding region runs from base 42 to 302 and encodes 86 amino acids. Gene Ontology annotation, cellular component: apical part of cell.